Messenger RNA from Dinoponera quadriceps, 2037 nucleotides. RefSeq names its product 26S proteasome non-ATPase regulatory subunit 12 (gene Rpn5). The record is from RefSeq and is a predicted model, not a curated record. The transcript has 8 exons. Lineage: Eukaryota; Metazoa; Arthropoda; Insecta; Hymenoptera; Formicidae. Gene Ontology annotation, cellular component: proteasome regulatory particle, lid subcomplex; nuclear proteasome complex; cytoplasm. Bases 106 to 1467 code for a protein of 453 amino acids.
GCGAAAUUAAUUUCGCGUAGCAAUAAUAAAUCUUAUGUAAAAUGUACAAAGUUGUAUGCAGCUUAUAUCACACGCGCGUUUCAAGGAUAUCACCAAAUAGUAAAAAUGGCAGAGGCAGCAAUGGAUAACUCGGGCAGACUUGUGAAGAUGGAAGUGGACUACAGCAACACUUGCGAUACAAAAAUUCCAGAAUGCAAGAAACUUGCCUCUGAAGGAAAGCUACAUGAUGCUUUAGAUCAAUUAUUGGCUUUAGAAAAACUCACCAGAACUGGUGCUGAUAUGGCAUCAACAUCGAGACUUCUUGUAGCCAUAGUUGAAAUUUGUUUAGAAGCCAAAAAUUGGUCAGCACUUAACGAACAUAUAAUCUUAUUGUCAAAACGACGGUCUCAACUUAAACAGGCUGUUACAAAGAUGGUUCAGGAAUGUUGUACUUAUGUAGACAAGACACCCAACAAAGAGACUAUGGUAAAACUGAUAGAAACUCUUCGUUCAGUCACAGAAGGAAAGAUAUAUGUGGAAGUGGAAAGAGCCAGACUCACUCAUCGUUUAGCCAAAAUAAAAGAGGCAGAAGGAGACAUUGCAGGUGCUGCAACUGUAAUGCUGGAACUACAGGUGGAGACAUAUGGUAGCAUGUCACGUCGAGAAAAAGUUUCCCUGAUCCUGGAACAAAUGAGACUCUGUCUGGCAAAACAAGAUUUUAUGAGAACGCAAAUUAUAGCAAAGAAAAUCAACGUCAAGUUCUUUAGUGAUGAGAAUGACGAGGAAACCCAAGCUUUAAAAUUGAAAUAUUAUGAUUUGAUGAUGGAAUUGGCUCGUCAUGAAGGUUGGCAUUUAGAAUUGUGUCGGCAUAAUAGAGCAGUAUUAGAGACUCCAGCGAUUAGGGACGAUUCAGAAAAGAGGCAUACCGCACUUUCUCGUGCAGUUCUGUACCUCGUUCUUGCUCCACACGAACCUGAGCAGGCCGAUUUGACUCAUCGAUUACUCGCUGACAAACUUCUCGAUGAGAUACCCACAUACAAGGAAUUACUGCGUUUGUUUGUAAAUCCCGAGUUAAUAAAAUGGUCGGGGUUAUGUGAGAUUUAUGAGAAAGAUCUCAGAUCAACCGAAGUUUUUUCUUCUACGACUGAAGAAGGACGCAAACGAUGGGCGGACCUUCGGAAUCGUGUUGUAGAACAUAAUAUCAGGAUUAUGGCCAAAUAUUACACCAAGAUUACAUUAAUUCGCAUGGCUGAGCUAUUAGACCUUCCUGCUGAAGAAACGGAAGCAUGUCUCUGCAACCUUGUGGAGACUGGUGUUAUCAGCGCACGUACAGAUCGUCCAGCUGGCGUGGUCCGUUUUACUGGUACGCAAGAACCAGCUGCUUUGUUGGAUACGUGGGCCGCAUCAUUGUCGAAAUUGAUGGGUCUUGUGAAUCAUACGACACAUUUAAUUCAUCAGGAAGAAAUGUUAGCUGUUGCGCAAUCUUAAAAUUGAUACGAAAUAUAUAUAUAUAUAUAUAUCGUGCAGGUAUAUAGUGCCGGUGUUUCUUACACAUUUGAACUUUAUUCUUAUUCAAUAUUAGCACUACACAUUAUUUAUGCCGAUUUGUUAACAAAUCGAUUAAAUCUCUUUGAUUACGGUUUUAAAUCGCCAAAUAUAAAGAUUGCUAUAAUAUAAAUACUUUUGUACGUAUUGAAAACUCAACAACCUGAUAACUAAGUGCAUACAGAUUUGCCGUUCAAAACAAUUUGAAUACAAAUUUACAUUUUAAAAGAUGGAGUUACGAGUAUUCAGAGGAGCGGCAUUUGUUGUUAAAUUGGAAAAUUAAAUAAGGAUAUUCCUGACAUGCAAUUAACUUUCAAAAUAUAUAGAAGCAGCAGUAAUAACGUUAUUAAUUUUUUUCUUUCAUUAAACUUAAUCAUUGUCGUCGCCCUAUAAGAAAUACAUACAACUUAAACUAGCGUAGUGUAUAUAUAAGAUAAUAUUUUAAUAUUACAUAAUAUGUUUGCAAAAUACAAUGCAUGACGAUAUGGCAUUAAAAAAAGAAGAAGGAAGAAA